Molecule: messenger RNA, 9672 nt
Organism: Eublepharis macularius
Lineage: Eukaryota; Metazoa; Chordata; Lepidosauria; Squamata; Eublepharidae
Gene: MXI1
Product: MAX interactor 1, dimerization protein
Exons: 6
Coding region: 597-1283 (228 amino acids)
Biological process (GO): regulation of transcription by RNA polymerase II
Molecular function (GO): DNA-binding transcription factor activity, RNA polymerase II-specific; protein dimerization activity; RNA polymerase II cis-regulatory region sequence-specific DNA binding
Source: RefSeq, a predicted model, not a curated record
UAUCUGCUGCAGGAGGCGGAGAAAGCCUCUAGGUCCCGGGGAGAAGGCUUGGACCAUGGAUGCAGGGGGAGCACCGAGGUUCAGAGGAGGAGUGUAGGAUCGGGGAAGACAAGGCGUCAGAGGGCACGAUGCAGAACUAGGGGGGCAAGAUUACGGAGAAGCGAGGGAGAGCUUCGCUGUUGGCUGCAGGAGGAAGGGUGUGGGGGCAAGAUCAGUGGUAGUCCUCGAUGUUUAAGAGGGAAGAGUUCGGCCAGCCAAGAACCAGAGGGGAAAAAAAUCUUAGCUAAGGACACGGGGAUGAAGCAAAAAGGACUGGACGCUGUUGCGAGCCAGACAGUUCAGGAAGCAUGUGGCUAGGAUUCAGGGGACCGAGGUGUUAGGUUUACUAGAUCUCCCCCUCCCCUUAACUUAGUGAAAGCAAAACAGACUUCCUGUUUUUUUUCCUCCCGUCCUCCCCUGAAAGAAGGGGGGCUUUACUUGGGGUCACCACCCUUUCCAAAAAAGGCACUUGCAGGGGAAAGAAGUCUUCCCCCUUCUAAAGCAGCUGCCCAGGAGAAGGGGUAGGGUGCUCCGGAGGCCUCCUCUAUCUAAGGGCUAUGGAUCGGGUAGAGGUGAUCAACAUCCAGCGCCUUCUGGAGGCAGCUGAAUAUCUGGAGCGCAGAGAGAGAGAGUGUGAACAUGGUUACGCCUCGACCUUCCCUUCCAUGCCGAGCCUUGGACUGCAGGACCCAAAACCACCGCAGAGGCUGAGCCGGGCAAGGAAGCAUAGCAGUGGAGGUAGCAGUACAGGCACUGCUAACAGGUCUACGCACAACGAACUAGAGAAGAACAGACGAGCUCACCUCCGACUAUGUCUAGAACGUUUAAAAGUUCUGAUACCACUAGGACCUGACUGCACCAGACACACAACCCUCGGGCUUCUCAAUAAAGCCAAAACGCAUAUCAAGAAACUUGAAGAGGCUGACAGGAGAAGCCAGCAUCAGCUUGAAAACUUGGAAAGAGAGCAAAGGUUCUUAAAGCGAAGACUGGAGCAGCUGCAAGGCUCGCAGGAGAUAGAACGAAUACGAAUGGACAGCACUGGAUCCACCAUAUCCUCAGAUCGCUCUGAUUCAGAGCGGGAAGAAAUAGAAGUGGAUGUGGAAAGCACAGAGUUCUCCCAUGGAGACGUGGAUGAUAUCAGCACAACCAGUACGAGUGACAUUGAUGACCACAGCAGUUUGCAGAGUGUCGGGAGUGAUGAGGGUUACUCCAGCGCUAGCGUCAAGCUCUCCUUCACUUCCUAGAGCAUGGUGCUAGGGCAGAGCAGAUGAUAUCUUUGGGGCAAUUGAAGUUCACGCGGCAGGGCUUAGAUACAGUGUUUUUCUUCUCCAAACCACACAUCAACAGCUAAGCUUCAAAAGAUGCAACUCUAGAACAGUUCCAUGGCCCAACAAGAGGGUGGGAAUCCAACAGGGGAAUGAACCACUCUCCAUACUGUCCUAGUCCCAAAUUCCUGACUUAGCGCUGAACCCAUAGCUAUUUUGAAGUCUGAGACAUCACUCCAGUAGGCUUCAGUUGGACUGUGUUCAGCUGUACUAUAAAUGUAUAGUGAAAGGUUUUGCUCAGAGAUUAUUUGAUUGGACAGGGGAUCUUAGUGAUUCACGCUCUGAUUCUUUCAUAAUUUGUCACGUCUCCUGAAAAGUGACCAUUUCUCAUCCCCUCUUGUGGUGCUAAAAAAAACAAAAGUCUGUCCAAUAUAUAUGGUAAUAAUUUAGCAUACUUGGAAUAUCCAUGUAUAUGUCCCAAGCUAUGGGGCAAAGUAGCUAUGGUGGUAGUUUAUUGGAUCUGCCUCUCCUGAUGAGUUUGCACAAUAUUUUAAACUACAAAGCACCUUUUUCAGGCUUCUGAAAAUCCCAAUACUCAGCUCAAGCAGAUUUUUGUUCUUAACCUGAACAAGAAAACUACGAAGUUGGACAGUUUGUGUACUCUCACCAGCAGAAGCUUAUCCAGUCACUGCUUUCUACCCACGGGGUUUUUCUAGCCAGCUUUGAUCAUUCUUACCUAAGAGUAAUAACAGUGAGGAGCUCCGCUCAUGCCCUGUGAAAGAGAGGUGCUGCAAAUCUGGAAGCAAUUCCCAUUCAACUCAACUUUCCACUGGACCUCAUUUCGAGGCAAGAGCUUGUGCCACAUAGUUUAGCACUAGGGUAUGAAGCUGUAAUUUACCAGCACGCAGUGCAACUGCUCUCUGGAUUCAGUGGCUGCAGAAGUAACUCCCAACAUAAAAUGAUGCUCCCAACACAGACAGUGAAAGAAAGACGAGCCUGUAAAAGGCCUGACGUGCAGGAAUGGCACAGCCUCCGUUCUGAGCCACAAUGACCUUUUUUUUGCAGAUUAUUUUGAUAAAUGUUUGUAAAAGUGUUCAGAUGACAGAACCUACAUGCAACAAUGUCUUUUUAGAACUCAUAGGCAUGAUUCUGCAAACGUUUUUUAUAAUUGACACAAUGAAAAGGGACCCCUGUUACUCUGCUGCAAGGCACAAAAGGAACAGGAACUCUCCGGGGUUUUAUGGCUCUUCAUUUGUGUGUGUGUGGAUUUUUCUUGUUUUUUUGUUUUGGCGUCCCUUUGCAAACUUUGCCAUCUGGAUUGCUAUCCUAGUCACAAAUCUGUAGUUAACAAAGCAUGUCUCUCAUUGCAACAGUGCGCCAGCAUGGAUUUCUAAGGAAGGCCUACAGUUCCUACCUGUGCAGAAACUGUUGCUAUUAACAAAACAAUAUUGUAUCCAAUGUUUUAUUAUUUUUCUUUUACAAAUGAGCUUUCUAACCUGCACUUUGAGGUCUUCUUAGCUUUUCUUUAAGCUUUUUAUCCACAAGGAUGGUUGUUCGUUUACCAAGUUUUAAACUUCGCUCCUUUUUAAAAAAAGAGACCUCAUAAAUGACACGUUUGACUUUUUUCACCUUUAAGUAAUUUGCCUAUCCCUAAUAAUUACUAAAGAAAAAGAGAGAAAUAAGGAAAAAUGCUUUAUAAAACUCAUAACUUAUUACCGAUUAUAAUUAAUGGGUUGUUAAUUUCAAUCCUGUAGAUUUAAUUUUAUUAUUUUUAGAUAGGGCUGGGCAACAAUUUUUUUUUUUAAAAAAAGGUAACCUCAUUUAGCAGUGCAGUGGAAUUGUGUUUAAAUGUUAGCAAUGGUUCUGCUUAAUAGUAGCACUUUAACACCAUUAAACAUUUCUGUAUCUGAAAUGCGCUGUGUUCUGCCCUCUUGGUCACUCAUGAGACUUUAGAAUACCCAUGUUUGUUGUGCCUGGAUUUUUUUUAAAAAACCUAUAGGUCAUGUGAUUAGGUGACCCCCAAAUGACUUAUGUAGAUUUUGUCUUAAUACUGAUAUGCUGUGUGUGCAUUUAAACCCAUGUUAUUCAUUCACUCCAGAGCUAUUAUUGUGUCAUAUAAUAUACAAGGCACAAAUUUUAGAACCUGUGUCAUGAAAUAGAAACCUAAUGCCACAGGGUUAUAGUGUGUUUAUAGCAGGGUGUUGUUCCCCCUCCCUCCCCAUUUAUUAAAGCGUGGAUCCAGUUGUUUAUCCAUUGAUCUUCCCUGUGUGACUAAUAUAUCUGGUUUACUGCAUGUGGUACUCUCUCCCUCUAGUGGCUGGAAUAAGAACCCAUUAGUUGUAGUUAAAAGGGAGAAAACUUUCAACUGAACCAAGAGUACUUUUAUAGAUUUGGCCCAUUAAUCUGCAUGUUUGAAGCUAUAGGGUUUUAGCACAGUUCUAUGAGAUUGGCAGAAUAACUGAUGAGAACUCAAAUGAGUUACUUUGUGGCACUGAGUUAUUACCAGCCCAUAGCUAGUGAUUUCACCUAAUGAAAAUCAGCUGUGGUAGCUCUUUUAACCUAUUUGUGUUGAAUGGGUGAGAAUCAUAGUAGCUUGGCUGUAACCAGGCAAAGGUUUUGUGGUGUCUGGCACUUCCUGGGGUUUUUUUUGGGGGGGGGGAGAAGAACCUCAGGUACAGGAACCAGGGAAAACACCCCCCCCCAAAAAAACGGCUGUGUCCCAAUGGCAGGCGGCCUGGACAGAAUACUGGUCCCUUAUGGUGUAUCAACCCCUUAUGGUGCAUGCAGAUCAUGUCUAGUUGAUAUUUCUGGGAUAGAAAAAUGAGGCUUGGCUGCCUAGACCACAUUUUACACACACACUGGUUGAUGCUUAUAUAAAAUCACCAUAACCCUUGGUAUGAUGGCUCAGUGAGAUACACAUUCAUGUCUUAAGAUACAGCAGUCAGGGUGAAUUUGUCAGCAUCUUUUUCAGUCUGUCUUAGAAAGAAGAAAAUGGCCACUCUCCUCUAUGCAACUUGCUUUGAAUAGUGUAUCUUGCUUCACCUAUUAUUGCCUCUAGUGAGACAAGCAAACCACAGUUCAUUGCCAGAAGUAUACCAGCCUUCGGUUUAACAUCAGAAUAGAUAUGGUUGUUGAUGAAACCAUGUACUUACUUUGCUAAAUUCUGCUCUGUGUCUUGGAACAUCCUCACAGCACUUCAGAGAUCCUUUUUACAUAUAAAUGGAUGCACACUCUUCCUCUACACAAACCUUGUCUUUCUGGUAGGUAUAGUUUAGGCUGACUGCUAAAUGCUGCUCAUAGUGCUAAAAAAGUGUAAAUUUUUUAUUAUGAUUGACCAAAAUAUCACAAAAUAGCUUUUGAGUUCCCUGGAACUGUUCAUUAGGUUGGUGAUGGAUGCAAGACAAAAUUCACUAUGCAUUGCAGACUUUGGAUUUGCCAACAUGCCCUGGAAAUGGCUCUUGCUUCUUGUUUGUACUUAACAUGCAGCCUGAUGAAAAGUGCUUGGGAUCUCAAAAGCUUGCACUGUUCUGUGGUAUUUUGGUUGAUCCUAAUAACAAGGUAUUAUACUAUUUGUUGUCUUUGGAAUUUUUUCUCAUAGGCCAAUAUAUAUACUAUUUUUGUUAAACUGGUAAGAUUCUUUUUCUGAAUGUUUAAAAUGUUUUUAAAAGUGCCAUCAGUUAUUAUUCAGCUCUCAACAUCUAUCUUUUCCUGCGCAUAAUUUUUAGGUGAAGGGAGACAAGAAUGGAACAAGUCUGAUUUGUUUAUACCAGUUAAGAUUUGGUCAGUUAGAGCUGAAUGCCUUGUCUCAGGUAAGCUCAGGAUUUGAGUUCCAUGGUGUAUCACUUCUAGGGAGGCAUUCCUUUCAGCGGCAUGGGAUUUCCAUGCCUUCCUGCUCCCUCUCCCACUUGAAAUGCUGCUGAUUAGGAACAGGAAACCCAGGAACAACAUAAAGGGCAAGUUAGAAAAGGAAAAUCUACAAAACAUAUUAUGUUCCAUUAAUGAAAAUUAACUGUGGGCUCCAAGCCCAUGUUCCCCCACCCCCCACUCCUCUACUAUGCAAGGAAUCUUCUGCUGUAGGAAGGAAAAACAUGUAUGUUUCGUGUGUUCUUUACUAGUGCAUUAAGUUUUUGCCUCUACACAGGUUUGCACUGGAGCUCUGUUUUCUUAGUCUUGUGUGCAUUAGUGUUUCAUUGUGGCCUAUACUGAAGUUAUUUUUAAAGCCAUUAAAGCCUUUCAUUCCACUAAUCUGGAUGGAAGCUUAUGGCUAGUACUUUCAAAAUGGUGUUGAUAUACAUCCUGGAUUUAUCAGUCUCCUGGGGGGCAUCAACAGACCUGCACUGAACAGGAAAUUCUAUUGUCCCAAAGGUUAAAAGCAUAAAAGCCAAAUUGUAGCCAAAUUGGUAUCCCGACUUAUCAGUCAUCAGGAACGUUAAUGUUUAUUUCAAGAGAUGAGGCAACCAAGUUUGUCCCCGUGCUACUUGUGAAGAUCCUUUUAUUUUAUAUAUGUGACUGUGUGCAUAUAAUACUAAGAGCAGUUCUUUACCUCACAAAAAGGUGUAGAAACAGACUAAUUAUGUCUGAAAAGAGAAAUUGUACAACUUGCAAGAGAAUUAGUGCACACAAACUCUAUUGCCUACUGUAACUGGCAGCUCUUCCUCAACCUUCCAGUCAAAAUUCUAUUAACAGCAGGUACAGGGACUGAGCCUGGCAGCUUCUGUUUGCAAAUCAUGUGCCCUACCAUCAACUUGUGUUCCCUGCCCACCACAGAAAUAUUAUGAUUGAGAAGUGAUAAUAGAAAAUGGAAACAGCUAUAACCUAAUGCCUGUUCUCCCCUAUAUGUUGUCCUGGCUGAAGCACUAGAGUGACAUUAAUUAUAACCACAUUCUAUUUUUGUGUCAUGACUUGCAACUGAGGAUAUAUAUUAGGAUAUGACUAUUAUUGGAAUGAACCACAAAGAUUGUCAAUUCACAAUUGAUUUAAAAUUCAUAGUUGAUAAAAUUGGGAUCCUACUUGGUAGUUAGUUCAUUGGUCUUCAUUAAAAAAACUAUAAAAUUCACUUAUGUUAGGACCUGGCUAAUCUGUCACCAGGAAAACAGCCAUUAACUUCAACUACAGCCAUGAUUGCUUUAUGAGAAGUACAGGAAAUGGUGAAACAAUUAUCACAGCAGCUUCCAGUAUCAGAAAGGUGAAGUACUGUUUUCAUGAAAUCAAGGCCUGGGUAUUUCAUGCAUAAUGAGAGCCUGCUGAAAACAUGGUCUAGUCUCAGUCUUACUCUCUUUACAAGCUGAAGUAUUUCCUUCUCCACUUUCAUAAUACUAGCUGCUGACAUGCAUUCAUCAUCCUACUACAUGGGAUGAAAAGUUCCAAAGGAUAAUACAAAGAUUUCCAAGUUACUUCACUUGUACAUGCUUAACAAAAACUACUGAAAACAGCACAAGCCACAUUCCAUGUCACUUUUUUCUGCAACCACACUGCCAAGAUAAAUUUCUUGACUGUACAGUUCUCUGGACUGUCAACCAUAAUUUUUUGUUGCUAGUCAAAUCACAUGUUUAUAUACACAAGUGGCAUUAAACCUAUUCUUAAAGAGUUUAGGAACUAAAAUCAGAAUAUCCCGUUAACAUUUGGGUAAAAACAGUAUGCAUACCACUUACUAAUAAACCACUGAAGGUGACAGCAGAGUCAAGUUAUGCCUCAACAGCAAAAGUUAACAGCAACUAAGAGCUCCUAGUUUAAGAUUGCUAUGCACUACUCUAUCAUACUUCAGGUACCUCUAGUAUCUCUGUAAUUUAAUACCCCAUCUCCUUUUUACCAUUUGUCACACAAUAUGGUGUAGAUUUUAUUCUGUUCCAGUACAGUGACAGUACAGUACAGCUACUAUUGUACAUGAGACAACCUGCCACAGUGGAAGGAACAGGACUGGAUAAUAUCUCACACAAUUCCUGAGCAGAUGGUAGCUGUGGGAAAACUGAACAUUCUAUACUGGCCCACUUUUCAUCCCAUCAUAUGUUCAUCUGCCACCAGGUAGAGGAUUCAGUUUUCAGAAAGUGUUCAAAAAGCAAAGUUUUCUAGGCAUAGUAAAAGCUGUAUCCUGCACAUGGCAAUAGUUGGACAAAAACAGCUAGUAACUGUUUCAGAAGUUAUGUGGGCAGAAUUUUCCAGUGGCUUAGAUCAUGGGCUCAAGCAUGUGUGAAACGUAUUUUUAUGACUGUGCACGAAAGACGGUCUUUCACAAGGAAGCAGAAUAUAUGCCCAACAAUGGAAUUAUAGUAGCAUCAUAUAACUUCUUUGAUACAUAGCUGUAGCAUAGUGGUUAAGUAGUUGGGCUGCGAAUGAGCACUUUGCUGGGUUGAAUCCCACUACUGCCAUCAGUAGUUGGCUAUGAGUAAGCCAUUCUCCUCAUCCCCAGAUCUGUUGUGGGGAUAAGAGCAGCAGUGACAUAGUUCAUCACUCUGUGGGGUACUAGUUUAUCUAGAAGAACGGCAUAUAAGAGUUAUUAUUAAAAAUAAAGACCUAGUCUCUAACAUGCGAAGUUCAACAUGGCAAAAGUCUUGUCGAUUCUAGUAAGGUUAAACAUGACCACACUGUAUUGGUUUGUAAUUAGAAACAUUCCUCACUGAAGUGGCAAUCAGUGAGCAAUGCUCACGAUGCAGAUGUCCUGCAGCAAAAAUGAACUUGGCAUGAAUGGGAAAUAAAAUAACAAAACCUACAAAGACAUGGAUCGCUCUUCUGUCAUGUAAGAAUUAAAAACUUAGUUACUGAAUUCACUGUGAAAGGGACUUAAGGAUCAUCAUGGACAACACAAGGUAGAAUCAAGACAUUGGGCAAAUAUUUAAUAUUUAACCUGUUUUGCAGCAUUACUGCACUGCUGUAGGUAAUUUGAGAGUAGUGUUCGCCUCAGCAAACUAUUUCAUCUUUUUUUAAAAAAAGAAACUGAAAUCCAAUAGUUCCCUUCACUAUACACCAGUAGCACCUUUAAGACUAACCAACUUUACUGUAGUAUAAGCUUUCGAGAAUCACAGUUCUCUUCGUCGGAUGAUCUGCUUCAUCCCAUCAUAUGUUCAACUGACCCACAAGCAAGAAAUAAUGCAUAAUUCUCCAGCUGGCAAUAACCAGGGGAUGUAUUGUGAGUUUCCUUGCGUAAUAGCUUGCUAGGGUUUUUUUGUCAAAUUACUAGAAUGGCUUAAGCAUCUUGAAUGAAGCGCUUAUCAACAAAAGACAUUAUUUUGUGUAUGUGAAAUCCCUUACCUAUAUACAAAGUUCUCUAUCAAAUUACCCCAAGCAAACAUUUAAGAUAGCUACCACAAAGGAAAAAAAAUGUGCUUUUUUGAAGAAUUUCUGUCUUGGUGCUUUUGCCUGAAAUAAUGUGAUGGCCAUAUUUCACACAUACUAAGUUACAUGCUACAUGUAUUACUUUAUAAAAGCACAAGUGACAAAAAACUGGCAUUUCUCAUCAGCAGCUAAGUUCUGUGACAGUCCUGCUAAAUAGCCGUAUAUAAAAUAAAAUCCUGCUACUGAUACUCAAACCUGCUACUGAAAUUCGAAAGAACUUGAAACUCUAGUGUGACAUCUGUUUGAAAAUAACAUUUUCCUUAUGCUUGCAGGCUUCUGAAGCUUACUACUUAGCUAUUUUUAAUCAGUUAAUAAAAGUCAUGUAAUUUGUAUUGGGCUUAAAUUUUCCAUUCUGAGUUAUAUUCUGAAAAAAACAAAUAAUAGUCAGAGGUAAAACAUACCCAAGACAGGUCUUAAAACCAAAUACAUUUCAUCUUCUCCUUUUCCAUAUUAGCCAGUUUCUGACAUGACUCGGGCUUGUGCCAUUGUAAUUUCCCCCAAAUGUUCAAAAUGCUUACCAGCAAGCCUCUUUCAGCUUUUACUGAAUUAUGAAUUUUCUGAGCAGUUUGUGCAUAACGGGGAAUUACAUGUACAGUGCUAUGGUUUUAUGUAGUGAUACUGUACUUGUCUAAGAAUGAUGUUCUGAGUUUAAACAGAUGUAUCCUUUGACAAAUAUUUUUCUAAUAUGUAUGUAGUUCAGUGCAAGUUUAUUUUUUCAGUUUCUGCUAUUGAUAUUUUUGUUUCCUCUGAGAUUUCUUAAACUGGUGCAGUUACUGUAAUGGUGCUGUAGCCAAUUGCUACUUUGAGGAACCGAACGAGACAAAACAAAGAAUCCGAACCAAUCCCUGUUUGUCGUUCAGAUGGACCAGUGCCAGUCUUCAAAAAUCAGUACUGAAAUGCUGACCACACCUCUGUCUGUAAUGAUACAGGGAUGGUGCUGACAAAAUGUUACAUUUUUUCAUCAUUGUAAAAAUUCUUUUGUUUGUGGACGUCUAUAUUAACUUGUUUAAAAUAUAUGAAUAAAUUUUAUGAAGUUUUA